Molecule: messenger RNA, 2263 nt
Organism: Amphibalanus amphitrite
Lineage: Eukaryota; Metazoa; Arthropoda; Thecostraca; Balanomorpha; Balanidae
Product: metalloprotease TIKI2-like
Exons: 8
Coding region: 181-1656 (491 amino acids)
Biological process (GO): negative regulation of Wnt signaling pathway
Cellular component (GO): membrane
Molecular function (GO): metalloendopeptidase activity
Source: RefSeq, a predicted model, not a curated record
GCCGUGCAGCGGCCGGCCGGCGACUGCCAGUGAGCCGCGCGCCGCCGUGGGGGGGAGUGCGUGGGGCUGCGAACGAGGUGCCCAGGCAGUGUGCGGUGCGUGCGAGGUGCCUGGGGCAUAAUGGGGCAGUGGCUCGGACAAAGUGGUGCAUCGAUCAGGUGAUUUUGUGCCGGGACAACCAUGGGAUUGCUGGUGCUAAGUGGAGCUCCCUUGCCCAGACUGAUUUAUAUGCUGCUGGUGAUCGUGGUGGCUCUGAGCGGAACGGAGGCCCGUCGGUCGCGGCGACCUGACUACUGUGACCCGCAGUCUCGCCAGUCGUCGUUCUUGUGGCGGAUCGACACCAAACCACCGUCGUACUUUUUCGGCACCAUCCACGUGCCGUACAACCGCGUCUGGGAGCACAUUCCGGAGAACGUGAAGCGCGCCUUCCGGCUGGCCGACUCGGUGUUCUUCGAGCUCGACCUGACUGACGAGCACACCAUAUCGGCGCUGACCAAGUGUCAGCUGCUGCCGCGCGGCGCGCGUCUCGAGCAGCUUCUGCCCGGAGACAUCUACCGCCGGCUGGAGAAGCACCUCGACUACGUGCGCAACAUGAUGCCGCUGUGGCUGACCGCCGACCAGCGCGGCCGCGGACUGUACGCCGACUACCUCUUCAACGCCAUCGCCGGCAACUGGGAGCAGAAGCGGCCCAUCUGGGUGAUGCUGAUGGUGAACAUGCUGACUGAGAGUGAUGUGCGCGCGCGCGGCGUGCCCGUGCUAGACCUCUACCUGGCGCUCGAAGCCAAGAAGACCAAGAGGACGGGUGCCGUGGAGCGGGUCGAGGAGCAGUGUCUGCCGCUGAACGGACUCAACAUUUCACAGGUGGUGUUUGCGCUAAACCAGACUCUGAACCAGCACGAGAGUAUCCGCGCUGGGGAGGAGACUCCCCUGUACACCACCGAGGACCUCAUCAGGCACUACAACUGCGGUGACCUGGACGAGGUCAUAUUUCGCAGAGACUCGUCCCAAAUACCGCCGUCGGUGUUCCAGGUGCCGCCCCUCCAGUCGGCGGCGGCGGCAGCGUCAGCCGCCCAGCGGGUCACCGCUCACAGCAUCGAGGAGUACUUCCGGGACGAGCUCAUCUACAAACGCAACCGGCGCAUGGGCGAGCGAAUACUGGAGCUGCUCUGGGCGCGGCCCAACGAGUCCUACUUCUUCGCGUUCGGCGCAGGUCAUUUUCUGGGCAACUACAGCGUUCUGAACGUGCUGCGCCAGGCGGGCUACAAAGUGACCAAAGUUGGACCUCGAGAACGGAUACGAAGGUACAACCGCCGGCGUCGGCCGGGCGGCGGCGGUCGGCGGAUUCCGCCCUCCGAGGGGGCCCGGUACCGCGGCUCAGAGCCCCCGUCACGGCAGGAGGGCCGGGGUCGACACGGGGCCCGCCACCGGGACAACAAGUACGGCGACAACUUCAGCGACCUCUGGGUCCGGAUCGACGACUCGCAGGACAGCGAGCCCGACCCGGUGGUGUCCCGGUCGGACGAGACGGUACGGGUGCUGUUCGGUCUGCCGUCGGACACCUCUGUUCGCUCCACGACCGACAUCCCACGGAGCUCCGCCGCGCUGCUCACUGCGCUUCUUCUCAUAGUGGCGGCGCUCUCGCCACCACGGACAUAGCGUACCCAGUGACCAGAGCGCCUCUGGUGGCAAGCGCUCAAAUCUGAGCUUCCUAGACUGGACUGCAGGUGACGCUGUGUGUGCUCCUCGUCAAGGAAGCGGCGAAGUGCUUCGAAUCGAAGCGGAAUUUGCGAGUAAGGCGUCGUACAAAUAUCGUGGUGCGCUUUGCGAAGUGUUUUCUCUAGUCGUGGUGCCAUGAAGGGAUGUUGUUUGAUACAUGGCUGGAUGCUGACUGGUGUGACCAUUUUGUUGCCGUUGACCCGUGAUCUAUAACGUCACAUCGUGUUGGUAUUUGGUAAUAUUGGUCAAAUAUUCCGUGGUAUAUGGUGUCAUCUUAGUCGAUUUGUGACAACUUUGAGUGUACUUGUGUGACUGUGUGUAAUGUGUUAGUGUGACGUGAGUGGGUUUAACACCGGACGAACUAUGACAUUGCUACUGUGUCCUUUAUGUUGACCGGGUGCUGCCGACCGAUAUCUAUUGAAGAACGACAAACUGCUGCACUGUGCCGCAUUAUAUUAGUGGUGUAAUUGAACGACACACAUGACUUGUACCUCGUACGUGACCUUGUGACCCGCGUAUGGUAAUACAGGCGAUAUGUUGACCUCAG